AUGUCGCCAGGAAAGAAACGACGCAUCCUGUUCUCCUAUCUUAUCCGGAUCCUUCUCCCGCUGUUGGCCAACGAAUGGUUUAUGAAUUGGAAGCUUGCUAGGUAUAAGGCGACAAAAGCGAAAGAUGACACUGUGGAGUUUCUGAGGAUUUUCUUUGAAUAUAUACCAGACCUUGGACAGAAACACCUCCUAAAGGAUGUGGCGAGGUGCUUGGGUGAUGAAGAACUACGCCAGCUAGUAGAGCGCAUCGAGUUUGGGCUGUUACGACCCAUGUUAUCUCCCCGACCUGAGAUAGUGAAGUCUAUCGAAAAGUCGAUAUGCAAUAAGUGUCUGUCAAGAGACGGGAACCGGUGCGUCAUCACAGGGGUUCCCAUCACGGCGCGGCACUUGAACAAAUUCGGGAAAUCGACCGAAAUUCAGCUCAGUGCUGCCCAUAUCAUCCCAUUAGACAUGGCCAUGGAUAUCAAGCGGGGGGUUCUCCAACAUCACCCACAGAGCUCAGAUAUGGACGAGAGAUACCAGCAUGGGAAAGUGUGGGAUAACCUCCAGCGGUACUUCAGAUUCCGUAUCCUCGAUCAGCAGAAUUCGCCGUCUCUGCCGGAUAUCUUCGAAUUCGAGAAAGAACAAAACAGGAUGAUUAUGGCCGUAUCGAUUCGUCGCGAGUUCGAGAUGUUCCACUUUGUCCUCGAAGCCACGCAGACCCCUAACCACUAUUAUUUCAAGGGGUUUUCCGAAUUACCCAGCUACUUUAUGGUGUUUGCGCCUCGUGAUAGGAUUGUGAAGCUGAGAAGCUAUGAUUCGAGAUAUCCACUCCCAAGCGCCAUUCUCCUUUCGAUCCAUGCCGCUAUAGGGAAUAUUCUGCACCAAAGUAGUCGCGGGGAGAAGAUUGAACAGUUGAAGGAAGAUCUGUCGCGCGGCCGCCAUGGCUUGGCUGGUGCCGGGAGCUCAAAAAUUGAGGAUAUUUUUUCACUGAGCAAACUCUCAUCACUCAUAUCCUCUGAUGAAGGGUAA
Messenger RNA from Aspergillus puulaauensis, 1011 nucleotides. RefSeq lists its product as uncharacterized. The record is from RefSeq and is a predicted model, not a curated record. The coding region runs from base 1 to 1011 and encodes 336 amino acids. NCBI's taxonomy places the organism in Eukaryota, Fungi, Ascomycota, Eurotiomycetes, Eurotiales, Aspergillaceae. The transcript has a single exon.